Messenger RNA from Thermochaetoides thermophila DSM 1495, 897 nucleotides. RefSeq lists its product as uncharacterized. Gene Ontology annotation, cellular component: UDP-N-acetylglucosamine transferase complex. The transcript is spliced from 3 exons. NCBI's taxonomy places the organism in Eukaryota, Fungi, Ascomycota, Sordariomycetes, Sordariales, Chaetomiaceae. Gene Ontology annotation, biological process: dolichol-linked oligosaccharide biosynthetic process. Bases 1 to 897 code for a protein of 298 amino acids. The record is from RefSeq and is a predicted model, not a curated record.
AUGGCUGCCCAGGGGCAAGAACCUGACGAUGUGGAGAUCACUCUUCUUGCCGUGCUAAUCGCUGGGGCGGGCAUCUUUGGCAUCACACUAGUCCUACUUCCUCUGAAAUGGUCUGUACUGCUGGUGGCAGGCCUAGUAGCCUUUCUAUUGUACCGUCACCACAUCGUAAAACUCCAUUCCCCCUCUGCUCAAUCCUUCCCCCUCUCAUCAACCCCCAGACCUACCUCCUCAACUUCGCCCCGCAACGCCCUCCCCUCCACAACCUCCCUCCCCGCCGCCUACACAACCUACAUUCUCGGCUCAGGCGGUCAUACUACCGAGCUACUUGAAACCAUCCGCCGUUCCUGGCAACCGGCAUCCAACACCCAUCGUCGAUACAUCAUUUCGGUCAACGACACCUCCUCUCUGACUCGCGCCGCACAGCUCGAGACUAGCUUCGCUAAGGCAUGUCGCCAACUGGGGGAUGAGAGACUAUGGGGAACAACAGAUGUGGUGCUCAUUCCUCGGGCGAGGAAAGUGCACCAGAGCUUCUGGACUGCGCCUUGGUCGUGUCUAAGAGCCGCGAUUGCGGCUAUUAGGGCGGUUGUAGUCCCGCCUAAGGCGAGGUGGGGGCAGGCUGGGUUCAGGUGGGCGCAUGUGUUAGUUACGAAUGGGCCGGCGAAUGGGUUUAUUGUUGGGGCUGUGGUGCAUGGGCUGAAGUUGUUGGGGAUUGUGCCGCUGGAUCGGGCCCGGGUGGUGUACAUUGAGAGCUGGGCACGGUCAAGGACGUUGAGUCUGACGGGGAGGUUGUUUAAUCUAACGGGGUUUGCGGAUGUGUUUAUUGUGCAGCAUCGGGAGUUGGAGGGGCGGGUCAAGGGAGCGGUUUAUCUUGAAGGUUUGGUCGGCAAGGAGAUCUAG